Messenger RNA from Salvia miltiorrhiza (redroot sage), 1487 nucleotides. Its product is annotated as GATA transcription factor 5-like. Gene Ontology annotation, molecular function: sequence-specific DNA binding; zinc ion binding. Gene Ontology annotation, biological process: positive regulation of DNA-templated transcription. Gene Ontology annotation, cellular component: nucleus. The record is from RefSeq and is a predicted model, not a curated record. The transcript is spliced from 3 exons. Lineage: Eukaryota; Viridiplantae; Streptophyta; Magnoliopsida; Lamiales; Lamiaceae. The coding region runs from base 295 to 1287 and encodes 330 amino acids.
CCAAUUCCAUGCAAAAAACUAUGAAUAGUCAGCCAUUCAUUCAUUAAAAAUAUCGCCUCAGUGAAAUAAUACAGUGCGUUACAACUCACCAUUAUACCAUACACAACAUCAUUUUAUAAAGUUAAAAAAUAUAAAUACAAAAAGGAAAAGGAAAAAACCAUUAACACUCCCCCCACCAGUUUCGCCCACGAACCAGCCUUCAUUUCUGUGCUCAUCUUCUUCUACCCUCUCUCUCUCCUCUCUCUCUUUCUAAUUAACCUACUGUUCCUAUCCAGUUUUUGGAAUUUUGGAAUAAUGGAGUGCAUUGAGGCACGUGCGCUGAAACCGAGUUUCCUGUCGCAAAUGGCCAUGAAAACGAAUUCUCAGGUUUAUUACAACGACGACGUUUGGUGUUUGACCGGAGUUAACAACGUUGUUUCCGACGAUUUUCCCGUUGAGGACCUGCUUAACCUUGAUCUCCCCGAAAAGGAUUUUCAGGAGUUGUGUUUUUCUCAAGAAGAUGAGGAAAUCUCUCAAAAAGGAAAUUCGCUUUAUUCCUCUUCUUCGUCUUCCAAUUUUUCCGGCGACUUCGACAGCCUCUCCGUGGAGCUCGCCGUUCCGGUUGAGGAUUUGGAGAAUUUGGAAUGGUUGUCGCAAUUUGUGGAUGACUCAACGCCGGAGGUGUCGCUAUUGUGCCCGGCCGGAAGUUUCGUGGCGCAAACCGGAGCGUUUUCAUUGAACCGGUCGCAUCCGGUUCACAAGCUGCAGCAGGCGCAGAGGAUUCCGGCUCCGUAUUUCCCGGUUCCGAUUCCGGUUAAGGCUAGGAGCAAGCGGCCGAGGUUUACCGGGCGGCCGUGGUACCUGGCGUCGCCGCCGUUGAGUUCCGCCGACUCAUCCUCAACGACGUCUUCGUCGCACGGCUCCUCCACUUUACCUACGUUUGUCUGGUCGGACACGGUUCAUGACUCCGAGUGGUUCUCCAGCGCGGAAAAACCGGCGGCCAAGAAGCAGAAGCGGAAAACAGAUGCCGACAGCGGACCGGUUUCGGGCCGGAGAUGCACGCACUGUCAGGUGCAGAAGACGCCGCAGUGGCGGACCGGGCCGCUGGGUCCGAAAACGCUGUGCAACGCUUGCGGCGUCCGGUUCAAGUCGGGCCGGCUCUUUCCCGAGUAUAGACCGGCUUUCAGCCCGACUUAUUCGAAGGAGUUGCAUUCGAAUAGCCACCGGAAGGUUUUGGAGAUGCGGCAGAAGAAGGAGAAGGUCGUUGCGGUCGAACCGGAGUCGAUUCCGGCGGUUCAGAGUCAGUGAGGUUUAGGAUUCGUGCUAGUUUUAGAACUGGUAGGUGCAGACCGGUGGCUGCUGAUAUGUGCAAUUUUGGUGGCGAACCGUAGAGAUAGGGAGGUUAUGAAUUUAAUUGUUCUUUUUUUCUUUUAAUGUAAUUCAUCUUUUUUGCAGUGUCUAGACUGUUUUAAAUUAGCGAUGAUAAUAUUUAUAAUUAGUUUCAUCAA